Molecule: messenger RNA, 631 nt
Organism: Aedes aegypti (yellow fever mosquito)
Lineage: Eukaryota; Metazoa; Arthropoda; Insecta; Diptera; Culicidae
Product: cuticle protein CP14.6
Exons: 2
Coding region: 111-524 (137 amino acids)
Cellular component (GO): chitin-based extracellular matrix
Molecular function (GO): structural constituent of chitin-based larval cuticle
Source: RefSeq, a predicted model, not a curated record
GGAAACAUUAUAUUGGAUUAUAUAAGCGAGCCCAAAGGGGUUACAGGUUAUCAUUUCAAUUAUAGCUUUUCUGGAGUGUGCAGUUCAAAUCUCAAUAGGAAUUUAGCAACAUGUUCCGAUUCCUGAUUGUAACCGCCCUGAUUGCCACGAGCUUUGCUCGCAGCCUCUCAGAAUCGGAAGCUCAUGCCAGCAUCCUGUCCUACAACAACGUCCUGCAAGACGAUGGUCACUACAACUGGGCGUUCGAAACCAGCAACGGAAUUGCAUUCCACGAAGAGGGACUCGGUGCUCACCAAGCCAAUGGAGCUUACUCUUACACCGGCCCAGAUGGCGUCCAGUACCGUGUGAUCUACGUUGCUGAUGAAAAUGGAUUCCGUCCAGAAGGAGCCCAUCUGCCAACUCCUCCACCAACCCCGGAACAUGUGAUCAAGUCUCUGGAGGAGAUCCGUGCCAACCCACCCAAGGAUCAGAAGGACUUCAGCCUGGAAGCUCUGGAUGCCACCAUCCGACGACUGAAGCAAUAAGUUCAUCCGCUAUCAGUCAAAUGGACAAUUCGUUAUUAGUGCAAUCGUUAUUUACUGUAUAGGUAGCUCAAACCGUUCAAGAAUAAAUCAAAUUCCUAAAUUGAAAA